Messenger RNA from Arabis nemorensis, 297 nucleotides. The record is from the annotation of a GenBank genome assembly. NCBI's taxonomy places the organism in Eukaryota, Viridiplantae, Streptophyta, Magnoliopsida, Brassicales, Brassicaceae.
AUGGCGGCGAUGCAGUGGUGCGGUGCGAUAACGCGACGGAUUCUGAUGACGCAGCGUACAUCUGCAACAUUGUCUUCGACGGCGAGGUAUUCUUCGUUAUCUCCGGCGUGUGCAGCACCGGCGAUAUCGGAGAUGGAUUUGUGCGGUAGAGGAGAUAAGAAGACGAAGAAAGGGAAAAGAUUCAAAGGAACGUACGGGAAUUCGAGAGGGAAGAAGCAGAAGAUGAUUGAGCGAAUCAAAGACAAGCUCGAGGUUCCAAGGUCUACUCCUUGGCCUCUCCCUUUCAAGCUCAUCUGA